UGUGGGGCUGGAUGGAUCCAUUACACCAAACUCAGGCUUUACCCUCAGCUUGCUGCAGCAGAAAUACACAAACACAAGAAUGUGUUGCUGUGGCUGAAGAGGAAGUUUCCCUGCUCCUCCGUCAUCCAGGUUGUAGAUUGUGGAGAAAAGAUGAAUGCCAUCCAGGUGACUUCCCUCACUCUGCUGUCCUUUCUGGUGGCUAAUGCUCAGGUCAUCAUGCCAGGCAGAUGCCCCAAGCCUGCUGUUCAGGAGAACUUUGAUGCUGCCAAGUAUCUUGGUACAUGGUAUGAGAUCCAGAAACUGCCACAUUCCUUCCAGAAGGGCGAGUGCAGCACUGCCACCUACAGCCUGAAGAGCCCUGGAGUGGUUGGCGUCCUCAACAGGGAGCUGCUUGCUGAUGGAGUAAUCAACUUCAUCAGCGGCUCUGCCACAGCUAAGGACCCCUCUGAGCCUGCUAAGCUGCUGGUCUCCUUCUUCGAGGGCACUCCUCCUGCUCCUUACUGGGUGCUGUCUACUGACUACGACAACUACUCUCUGGUCUAUAGCUGCACCGACCUCGGUGUGCUGCAUGUGGAGUUUGCCUGGAUCAUGAGCAGGCAGCCCACCCUGUCUAAGGAGACCAUUGAUGAGCUGCACAGCACCCUGUCCUCCAUCGGAGUCAGAGUGGACAAGCUGCUCACCACCAACCAGGAUGCAGCCUUCUGCAGUGCCAUGAACCAGUAGACACACUGAGAUAGACCUGAUUCAGUCCACAGACUGCUGUGUGGUGCCUGUGAUUGUACUCUCACUUGUGUACAACUCACUGUCUCACUUGUCUCAUGCCAGUCAAGCCUAUGGAAUAAAGUUACUAACAGCA
Molecule: messenger RNA, 856 nt
Organism: Micropterus dolomieu (smallmouth bass)
Lineage: Eukaryota; Metazoa; Chordata; Actinopteri; Centrarchiformes; Centrarchidae
Product: apolipoprotein D-like
Exons: 5
Coding region: 151-723 (190 amino acids)
Biological process (GO): lipid transport; brain development; tissue regeneration
Molecular function (GO): lipid binding
Source: RefSeq, a predicted model, not a curated record